AUGAUGGGACAGUCCCCAGAGUCCAAAUCUACCUAUCUAAAGUACAGUCCGGUCACGGGAUAUUUCGAGCAAGAUGAGCCCGGAACUGAUCCUCGGGAGUAUGACUUUGUCAGCCAUAGCUUCGGCUUGAUAGAACGAGAGUAUGACACAGAUGCCAUAUUUGAUCCAAAUCACGAGAGAACGCAAUGGCAGCGGUUUCACUUCCACAUCGAUGAACUGAAUGCGCAUGCUGCCCCCGGCGUUCAGUUCAAAGUUCUUUACCUCGGCCGCCACGGAGAAGGCUAUCACAACGUAGCAGAGGCAUUAUACGGCACUGAAGCGUGGGAUUGCUACUGGUCCACCCAAGACGGCAACGGCAACAUCACCUGGUCCGACGCCCUCCUGACCCCGGCCGGCAUCGCCCAAGCCUCCCACGCUAACGCCUUCUGGCGCACCCUAACAACAGACCACGGCAUCCCGCUCCCACAAUCUUACUACAGCAGUCCUCUGCUCCGCUGCCUCGCCACCGCUUACUAUACCUUCUCCUCGCUCUCCCACCCUAAAGACUCCCCCUUCCUCCCCACCAUCAAAGAAAUGCUGCGCGAGGCAAUGGGAGUCCACACCUGCGAUCGCCGGAGCUCGAAGUCCGCUAUCAGUAAAUUGUAUCCCGAUUGGCCUUUUGAAGAGGGCUUUGAGGAAAAUGAUCCCCUGUGGGUGAGCGAUUUGAGGGAGGCGGACAGCGCGAUGGUUGUUAGGGCUCGGUCUGCUAUGGAUGACAUCUUUAAUGCGGAUGGGAAUACGCAUAUUAGUAUUUCGAGUCAUUCAGGGAUGAUUGCUAGUCUUUUGGAAUUCAUCGGACAUCGAAAAUUUGGUCUGGGUACGGGACAGGUUAUCCCUGUGCUGGUCAAGGCAGAAAGAAAUGCUGGGCAAUUACCACCAAGCGGAGACACACCAUGGGAGAAAGUGGACCUUUGCACCGAGCCUCCGGCUAUACUUUUACCUAAUUGA
Hyaloscypha bicolor E is the source of this 987-nucleotide messenger RNA. Its product is annotated as phosphoglycerate mutase family protein. Gene Ontology annotation, molecular function: phosphatase activity. The transcript has 5 exons. The coding region runs from base 1 to 987 and encodes 328 amino acids. Gene Ontology annotation, cellular component: cytoplasm. NCBI's taxonomy places the organism in Eukaryota, Fungi, Ascomycota, Leotiomycetes, Helotiales, Hyaloscyphaceae. The record is from RefSeq and is a predicted model, not a curated record.